Aphelenchus avenae is the source of this 2400-nucleotide messenger RNA. The record is from the annotation of a GenBank genome assembly. NCBI's taxonomy places the organism in Eukaryota, Metazoa, Nematoda, Chromadorea, Rhabditida, Aphelenchidae.
AUGAAGGACAAACGGUGCUGCUCCAACAAGCUCCGCUUCGCGACGUUCAACUGUGGACAGAGCGGAGUAGGAGGGACCGACAACUUAAACCCCAACGGAUAUCGAACCUGCGAGCUGAUGGAAGCGCUGGAAAAAGUCAAAUUCGACAUCGUGGGCCUCAGCGAAACGCACGCUAAAGAAGAGCGCCACUCCAAGUGGAAGCACGGCGAACUCAGAGGAAGCGAACUGCACAUCGGCGCAGCAGAUGGCCUCAUAGGCGGCGUCGGCUUCAUCGUGAACGCAAAGCUCUCGCCCAGGAUCCACUCCGUCGACGUUAGCUCACCACGUGUCGGAGUGCUGAAGGUCAAGCUCGGAAGACGACAUCUCCUGACGGUCAUCCAGUGCUACGCACCACACAGCGGCUACGAUGAUGAAGAAGUCGAGUCCUUCUACGCCGAAGUUGAAGAACACCUGACGGCUCAACGAGGACCGGUGGUCGUGCUGGGAGACUUCAAUGCAAGAAUCGGCCCAAAGGAACCGGACGAGUUAUACGUCGGACGACACAGUGCGGAGCAGCGCAACGAUGCGGGCACGCGCCUGGCCGCCUUCGCAGAAGCUCGGAAGCUUUACGUCGCCAAUACGCUGUUCGAGAAGCCCCUCCUCAAACGAUGGACGUGGCAAUCGUCAGACCUACGGACAAAAAGCGAGCUAGACUACGUCCUGUACGGCGACAGAAAGGGCAUCGAGAACCUGGAAGUCCUCACCCAGUUCAAUGCCAGAAGCGACCACCGACUAGUGCGAGCGACGAUACGUGUCGACAUGAAGAAGAUCAGAAAAGACUCGUUCCUCAAGAGACCACGCCAGCCAGCUGAACUGGACAAGGCAAAGUUCCAGAAGCUCGUCAAGGAAGCAGACUGGAGCAACAGCGGUGGACGGAUGAUGGAACAAUACGAGCAGCUACUACAGACGCUGACCCAGUGCACAGCGGAUGCCGGCAUCAGGAAGGAGAGUACACGUCACACGUGGAAAACUCCUGAAACAGCUGACCUUCUGAAACAACUACAGCAGGCCAAGUCACGCGGAGACUCGGAAGAAGCAAAACGCCUUUCGAAGCUGUGUCGGGCGAAAGUCGCGGAAGACUACGAGAACUACCGCAACAGCCGUCUUCUGCAAACAGCCGAGAAACGAAAGAGCCUGAAGAAGUGCAGAAGGGAUCUAGCCCAGUCGCAACUCAUAACGGGCGCCCUCGUGGACGACAACGGUAACCCCCAGACCGAGCGCGAAGCCGUCGAAGAAAUCUGCCGCAACUUCUACACAAAGCUUUUUGAAAGCAAGGUCGACGUGCCGAGACAGCGAAGACCCGACGCCAGCCCGGAACCGGAGGUCCCUCCAGUAACGGUGGACGAGGUCGAUGCGGCGCUCCGUACGAUGAAAAACGGCAAGGCCCCAGGACCGGACGGCGUGAGAGCAGAAAUGCUUAAAGCGGGCGGACCUACGCUUUGGAAACAACUCGCACGACUCUUCACUCAGUGCCUUCGAAAGAAAAAGAUCCCACCCCAGUGGAAGGAAUCCACGACAGUGCUCCUAUACAAAAAGGGCGACACGAAGAACCUAAAGAACUACAGGCCGAUCUGCCUCCUGUCGGUGGUAUACAAGCUCUUCACGAAGGUGCUGACGCGACGAAUUACGGAUGACCUGGACCAAGAGCAACCGGUGGAACAGGCUGGUUUUCGUCAGGGCUACUGCACCCUCGACCACCUGCAAACGGUGAACCAGAUCCAGGAGAAGGCGCGUGAGAAGGGCCUACGGCAGUACCUUGUCUUUGUGGAUUAUGAGAAGGCGUUCGAUACGGUGGAGACAAACGCGGUGCUGAACGCACUAGAAGCCCAAGGCGUUCACCGAAGGUACAUCGACAUCCUCGAAGACAUCUACGAGGAGUGCGACACCCAAAUAACGCUCUUCGACAAGUCGAUCAAAAUCCCCAUUCGUCGCGGAGUCCGCCAAGGCGACACGAUCAGCCCUAAGCUGUUCACAGCUGCACUAGAGAUGAUCUUCCGGGAGCUGAACUGGGACAGUAGAAGAAGCGCAGGCAUCAGUAUCGACGGCAGACGCCUCACGCACCUACGUUUUGCGGAUGACAUCGUCCUCGUGGGCAAUUCUCGAGCAGAUGUUCAGCAACGACUGAAAGAGCUAAACGAGAAGAGCAAUACUGUUGGACUGCGGAUCAACAAAGAGAAGACGGAGUGGUUCGAAUACUUCGAAACCAACGAACGGAUCUACCUCGAAGGCGAAGAAAUCCGCAGAACGAAGAAGUACGUGUACCUUGGUCAGCAGCUCACGGAAGACCACAGCGCCAACAUGGACGGCGAAAUCGGACGCAGACGCAAAGCAGCAUGGCUCAGCUUCAACAACAUACAGGAA